This is a messenger RNA of Vitrella brassicaformis, 2895 nucleotides long. Lineage: Eukaryota; Vitrellaceae. The record is from the annotation of a GenBank genome assembly.
ACCGUGAAAGCAGAUGUAAUCACGAGGCUUUACAGUCAACAGUCAAUGACAUCCGCACUCAUUAUCGUUGACACACCGUCCAGACACCACAACACCGCAUCACAACCAACCAAGACACUCAUGACUCGAACUCUUUGUAGAGCAUCCCCCAAUCCACAUCCUCGCCCUUGGGUGCCUUGACACGCGACAAUGGACCGGCUAUCGGCACAGACGGCGCCCCCGAUGACCCAGGUUGAUCAACACGCCCUCCCUUGCCCUUGUCCAUAGUCGCUCCACCCUCUUUGGCUCGCUUGCGUGGCGGUGGGCUGCUCAGCUGUCGCUUCCUCUUGAGCGCAGCGAGUAGCCGCUGUCGCUUGGACUCGGCGCGAGCGUCGUCUGCGUCGCUGCCGUCAUCUUGGUCUUGGUCGUCUGCAUCGAGUGCACCAUCAGCAUCAUCCUCUUGCUGCUCGUCUGGUGCGCCGCCCCUGGUGCCCAGGUCGCUGCUGUCAAAGUCCAUGGAGCACUUGAGCGCCUUGAACGACUGCUUGACCUGAAGCGAGAUGACACACACACACACACAGACACAGAGUGCGAGAAAGAAGAGCACGUUGCUGCCGCCCUGGCCACCUUACCUUUACUGGCGGUGUCUCCUUGUCUCCCUCGUCUCCUUCUUGGCUCGACUCCGUCACAGCCGACGGCUCAGCAGCCACCACUGCCACUGUCGAAUCGCUUGUGGCUCCCGAGGCAGCUGUUGCAGUUUGGUGUUUGUGUGAGGGGUCGUUGAGCAUGGGUGGAGGGACGAAGUAGGGAAUCCUGCCUCGUUGGAAGUCAUAGAUGACGGUGCGGGCGGCCGUCUGGAUGUCGGGAUCCCCGCCCUUGAGGAGCCGGCCGCACUUUUUGGCGAGUAUGGUGAGGAAGUCCUCGUCGUCGGUCCACGUCGUGUCGGCCGGGAGAUUGUACUUCUUCAAUAGGUACUCCCUGACACACACAUCACACAUCACACAUCACACACACAAACACAAACACAUGAGGGUGGUGCGGGCGCUGCAGUGCAGUGCAGUGCCAUCUCAUCUUUGGCUUACUUUUUGACCCGUGAGAGGACUUCGUUGACGUACUCGGCUGGCGCGCUGAGCUUCUCAGCCCUCACGAUGCCCUUCAACACCUGCACACACAUGCCGGGCGGCCGACACACACAAGAUAGUGGAACAAUUUGGCCGUCAUUCGUCUGCCGUGCCGUUGCUUGCUUCUAGUUCACCUUGUCUGCCUCGACGGUGAGUGUGUCUUGUGUGCCGUCGGUGCGGUAGGAGUCGCCGGGCACCACACCGGGGCAGUCGAUGAGGUAAAUGCGGUUUGUCAGACUCACAUACUGCCAUAUCUUGGUCUCACCUACACAGACAAACAAAUCAUACAGAUGCAUUGUGUGUGUGUGUGUGUGUGUGGCCCGUGAGUGUCCAUGUGGGCGCGUACCAGGGACCGGUGCGGCUUUGCAGACCUUCUUGCGCUUGAGCGUGUUGAUGACUGACGACUUGCCCACAUUGGGGUAGCCGAUGAAGCCCACGGACAGGUGCCUACGGUCGGGAUGCAGCCCAGCGAACUGCCUGUGUGACAUUAACCACACACAGAGCAACCAAGGCAGGCGUUUAACCGAUCCAUCCGCCUGUCUGUCUGUGAGUACCUACAUACCUGAGUAAGUUGAUGAGAGCGUGUUUGCCGAAUGGGUUGGUGAUGGAGGCGUGGAAGGCUAGAGUGGGGUACUCCCUGGCCAGCACCUUGACCCACUUGGCCGUCGCCCACGUGGGGAUGAGGUCGCACUUGUUGAGCAGCAGCACCAGGUGCUUGUGCGACCUCUCCUUGCGCAAGUGAUCCUCCAACGAGCGGCACCUAAUCCAUCCACCCAUCCAUCGAUCUGUGCGUGAUUAAUGGAUGUUGGUUUGCCCACUGAUUCACUCACCGAGUGCCCUGAGGGUCUCGCGCGUCGAGCACUUGGAUGAUCACGUCAGACGAAUCGACAACCUUGUACAGCUCCUGCACACACAGCAGAUGGAUGAUGCAGGCGGCUGGCUGGCUGGCUGGCUGUGCGUGUGUCCGCACACUCACCUGCCAUAUUCUCCUGGAAGUGCCUUUGUCGAAGACCUUCUCCGACGUCGCUUGGCGCACGCCAUCGUCCUCGCGGCUAAUAGCGCCGUCACGCUCCUCACUGUAGUCGCUGACCUUGGACUCAGCCUGAGCAUGCAUAUCACACACAGCCAGUGACCACACAUGGUACAAAUGCCUGCUGCCAACCCCACUCACGUGUGCCACGAGACCCUCCAGGUCACCCGACACGAGCUUGGGCCUCUUCCGCAGCUGACGGCGGCCAAAUGUCUGCUCGAACGGCUCCACCGUGAGCAGCUUGACCUUUCCCACAUCCACAGCACCAUCCCCGUCAUUGGCCCCGCCGUCGUUGGUGAGCCACUCGGAGGGCAGACCGAUCUUGGGCCGCUUGAGCAGCACACUGUAGGGAUCCUUGAGUGACGUCGUCAUGGCCUCACGGAACUGCUCCAGCUUGCUCUGCGUCGUCACUCGCGUGUUGCCGAACCACCGCCGGUCAGGCUGGAUGCGCACCGGCUUGGUGGGCUGCUCGCGGCGCUUGGCGAGGUCAGGCUUGCUGGUGUACAUGUUGAGCCGCCUGAUGGUGGCCUUGCUGCGGUAGAAGCCCGCCUUCUUGUCAUUGGGCAGCGAGCGGUCGGGGUUUGUGGAUGCUGUGCCGGUGUGGAAGGCCUGUUUGGGCUGCGCAUUCGUCGACUUGGGCCUCCGCUGCUUGUUGGCGGCCUUGCCGCUUUUGCCUUUGCUCUUCGACUUCACCAUCUUCUUGAAUCACCCACUCGAUGCGAAUGCAGGACAGGGAGAGCCAAGAUAGCCACAACGAUGGCGAAA